GGGAGAGUCCGCUGCGGCCACUAUUGUUGAUGAGGCAGCCUCCUCGCGAGGGUCUCUCUCAGUGAGUGUCGAUGCGAGGAAGAGGAGAGGACGCGGCGGAGGGGGAGGCUGAGGCGGGGGGCCUUGUUUUUCUCCUCCGCCAUUGACGGUCUCCCUCAGAAAAUGUCUUCCCACCCGCGAGUGAGGCGCAGCGGCUCGCCAGGAGGAGGGGGAGGAGGGGCGGCGGCGACACCGUCGGCACCACUCGCGGCGGUGGCGGCCUCGAGCACGAGCAGCAGCCGCCUCCAGCCCAUGCGGGCCACCGUGCCUUUCCAGUUGAAGCAGCACGGGAGCCCCACCAGGAGCGGAGGCAACGGAGGAGGAGGAGGGGAAAGAGAGCGAGACAGAGCGGCAGCAGGAGGAGGAGGAGGCCUGCCUCGCGCGGCUGUGGCAGCGGCGACGCCCUCAACGGCCAACACAGCCCCGCCCUCGCCUCGCGCCGCCAGCCCCACGCGACCAGCGCUUGGCAACGGCGCGCGCGGAGGGGGAGGAGGAGGAGGAGGGGGCAGCAGCAGCCCCGCUGUGGCCACGCAAACGCCCGUCGCCGCCGUCGCCGCAGCCUCCUUAUCGCCCAGCCCCCCGCGCCUGCCCCCUCCUCCACCUCCUCCGCCGCUCGGCUCCACCCCGUCGCCCUGCUCCUCGCCGGUCUCCCCGCCGGCCCCCGAGAGCAGCGCCUGCUCCUCCUCCUCCUCCCCCGCCGCCGGGGCCUCCUCCUCCUCUUCGGCCGGAGGGGGGCGCGUCCGGCACCGACAGCGCCGCCGCUCCCCCGAGCAGAGCCGAGCCUCGCCGGAGAGGAAGAGCCCCAGCUCCCCCGGCGCCAAAGUAGAUAAGCCACGACCUCCAUCAUCAAGCCCUUCUAGUAUUGCUCGUCGUACCCCUUCCCUAGACAUACUUGCUGCUCCAUACCUUGCUGGACAGUGGCCUCGUGAGAAUCAUGGACAAGCUGCACCUUGCAUGAGGGACAAAGCCACACAGACAGAGAGUGCUUGGGCUGAAGAAUACUUGGAAAAGAAGAAAGGCUCUCAUAAGCGAUCAGCGUCUUGGGGCAGCACAGAUCAGCUUAAAGAGAUUGCCAAACUUCGCCAGCAAUUGCAAAGAAGUAAACACAGUAGCAGGCAUCACCGAGACAAAGAAAGGCAGUCUCCAUUCCAUGGUAAUCAUGCAGCCAUUAACCAAUGCCAGGCUCCCGUCCCAAAGACUGUGCUAGUCCCUGUCAUACCAAUUGCCAAAUCAACAGGAUCGCGUUUCCGUAACAGCAUAGAGGGGCUGAAUCAAGAGAUUGAAAUAAUCAUAAAGGAAACAGGAGAGAAAGAGGAACAACUUAUUCCACAAGAUGUUCCAGAUGGGCAUCGAGCUCCUCCUCCUCUGGUGCAGCGUAGCAGCAGUACCCGCAGCAUUGAUACGCAGACACCCGGUGGAGCAGAAAAGGGCAGUAACAAUAGCAGCCGGUCUCAGUCUGUGUCUCCUGGCUCUUUCCUUGCCAUUACCAAUGAGAGCAAUGAGGAGAGCCCAUGCCCUGCUGAUGACCUGCUUGGGGACCCCAGAGAUAAAGAGAAUGGGAACUGUUCUCCCCUGCCCAAAUAUGCCACCUCACCAAAACCCAACAACAGCUACAUGUUCAAACGUGAACCUCCUGAAGGCUGUGAGAAGGUUAAAGUGUUUGAAGACAGCUUGCCAAAGCCGUUGCAUGAAAUCCCAGCCUUUUAUUGUCCUGAUAAGAAUAAAGUCAAUUUCAUUCCAAAAAGUGGCUCCGCUUUCUGCCUUGUCAGUAUCCUCAAGCCACUUCUCCCCACACAAGAUCUUACUCUCAAGGGUGCUACUCACAACCUGACCGUCCCCACUGGGAUGACGCCCGCAUUGCUGCAGCCUAUUUCCAUGGCCGCCUUAUCGGCAAGCACAGACCAAGACCGACUGUCUCGUGGAGCAAGCAAAAUAAUGCCACCAAUAACUGUGCUCCAGCAGUCAGGCCAUGCUGAAGAAACUGAAGGGUAAACUUGGCUUUGUUUACUUCCGAGAGAACUGUAUUGAAGCUAGCUGUGAUCAAGCCUUCCGAAUUGCAUCUCUUUGCAUCAUUCUUGUUGGCAGUUUCAUAAACAGUUCCUACUGAUAGCCUGAUCUCCCCAUCGAUAACUGUGAGACUCGGGUGAGACCUAGGAAAGAAGAGUGGCUGAGCAACUGCUACACUUGUCUUGAAGCAGCUCCAAUUCAGUCCCUCACCUGCACUUUUUUUUAAAGCUUUGGUACAAUAAAGAAGGGAGACGUUAUCCAUCUUACUUUACCAGCAGAGGAACCAGUUUUUCUGAGGCUUUGUGUCCCAUUUUCAAGUUUUGGAAAAGGAAAAAUUCAAAACGCACCAGCUGUUCAUAACAAGAUCUGCAAGGAGAACAAGAAGCAAAUUCAUACUGCAAGAUGUCUUUUUUUUCACCAAAAAGUAUUUACAACUCAUGAGGGGGGUGGGUUAAUAUACCCCAGGGGACAGGGUGGUCGCACUUUUCUUGCUGCAUUGUUUCUACUGUUGGGAAGAGAGCCCUGAAUCUACUGUUCAGCAUCGUGCAGUGUGACCACUUUGAUUUCUUCCCUUCUCCAGAUAAUAUCCUCAAGACUAUAAAGAAAAGCAAUAUUGGUACAUCUUUGGUGAAGGCAGGAUGGAUAAGCACACGGACAGAAUUCCUUGUCCGGAAAUAGCAUUUCAGAGCACUUCUGCCAAUACUGUAACAACUUGUUGCUAGUCUUGUGACUCUUGUUUCAGAAUGAUAUUCCUUUCCACUUUCUGCAAAAAUGCCAACAAACUAUCACAUCAGUGCCUCUUGGGACAUCUUGGUUUCUUGUGUUGCUGUCAAACUCUUGAAUUGCCUUUGGCGUAUACCUGAUCCUAUCCUGUCUUGCCACUGUACUAUAUAAACCUUGUAGUCAUAUGAUCUUGAAAUGGCCAUGCAUGGUUCUUCCUGCUUGUCAAAGUACUGUUUUGUGGGUCUGUUGAGGGUCGUAGUUUGUCAGGCAUGGUAAUUGUUAAAGCAGUUUAUUUCAGUGGACAUAGUCUUCUUUUUGAGGAGCAAUAUCAUUAGGGUGUUAAGCUAAAGGGACCUUGGUAUUCUUGGUCAUUGGUCAGCAGAUGUGACCCAUUUCAUUUCUUGUGUCACUUUAAAAAAAGAAACUAACUGUAACAGUCAACAGUAGGAAGGGGUUUCCAUUACAAACUCUUCUUUUGAAAGGUACUGAACUGAUUUGGUUAUGAAAGUGUGUUUACGGAGGUCCAUUACACAACAAAAAAUGUGAGCUAGAGCAGUUGCUUAAAGGCCAAAUUUUUAGAUUCCAAAAUGCUUCCAGAGUUCCAAAUUUUCAUAGGGGAUGGAUUAAGCAUUGUUUAAAGACGCUUGAUGGUACAGCAUUGAUCAAAAUGAACUAGGGCCAACUAUGGAGCUAUAAAAAGUUACAAUUUAAGAGUUACGUUUUUCUGGUAUCUUUAGACUAACAAAAAUACAUGACCAACAUUUGGGCAAACUACUCCAGACUAGCAGAUGUGAUGAAUAACCACAACAACACUGUUUAGUUAUUCAUCUUGGUGCACCAAGUCAUCACCAGCAAUCAACAGGUGGGAAUAAGGCUUAGCUGGAGAAAUUGCCACUUUCUCUUACAACUUCCAAAACUGCCUUUUUGGAUGACAGAUCCCUGGAUCCCACAGCCUCAAGGGCCAUGUAACCAUGCUAGCUGGCUGGCUGGUUCUGGAUAGUCACCCAAAACCUCCCUUUUCCUCGCUCUGAUUCAGAGUAUGUCUCAUGAUCUUCUAUUUGUUUUUCCUUAGUGAGAGUUGCUUAGUACUGUGACAGUACUGAUAUCCUACAUUGUUUGGCCUUGGUUUCACUUGGUUUUUACAACCUCUUUAUACUCAGGGUAUCUGUACCUACCUAGUUAGGUAACUGCUUUGUCCAUGUGACAAAGGGGGCUCUGACUCACAAAAACUGAUGCUAUAAUAUAUUUCUUAGUCUUUAAGGUGCUGUUGGACUUUGUUGUGUUUGCUGCAACAGACCCAACAAAGCUAUGCAUCUGGAAUUCUAAAGUAUUACCUAAUUAUACCCCAAUCCCACAUUGUAUUAGUUUUACUUUGUUUCUGUUGUAUUACUGUGCUUUCAAAUGUUUUAUUUGCAGAUUAAGAUGAUUUCACAUCCAUUCCAUGGACUUAACUUGCUGGCAUAUCAAGUCCUAGGACAACCGAUUAUAAUGACCAGAAUUGUUAUUGCUUUACUUUGUUUUUCUUUGUAUAUUGUUUUCCCAUGCAUCAGGUAUAACUCCUUCAAACUGAGAUGUCAAAACAAAGUCAAAUUUUCUAGCAAUGUAAUAUAUUUGUUGUCUGUAAUAUCUGUUGGACACACAUCAGCUUUCUUAUGAAACUCCUAAUGUUUGGUCUUUGUGAAACAUGUGGAAGCAGCCUUCUUUUGUGCAAGAGGGAUUUGCAGUUUGUUUAAAUGCAGUUCAGCAUUUCAGGUUUUUUGAAUUGUUUAUAGUUACCAGACUAAUGGUGGUUCUUGUGAAAAAUAUUUGCAUUGAAUAUCUAAAAGCCAGAUUUCAAUUAAGAAUUCUGUGGAAAAGAUAGGUCUUUGAAGUUCCUCAAAAUGUUUUAUUCACUGUUCUCAUGAAUCUCUGUAAGAUGUAAGAUACAACAAAACCCAAAAUCCACAAAACUUUUUUUUGUCAAACCCUUUUGGGAGGCCAACUAAAAAGUGUAAAAUGCAUCAGGCAAGCUUUAAAAGCUCCCUGGCUUCUUCAUAAGGCAAAAGUUGUUUAAAAAUCAUACAUCUUAAUAUCUUCUGUAUGAUUUUUUAAAGAUCAUUUGCCUGAUGAAGAAGCCAGUGGAGCGUUGGAAACUUGCAUUAUGUAUUUUGUGCUUUUCAAUUGGCCAGAUAAAGGUAUUGCGCAUUUGGAAUGUUAUUGUAUUUUGCUGCAUGGCCGACAUGCUAAUCCUGAAUAUAGUCUCUGUAAGGUGUAUUUAAGAUGUGGUAAAAGGUGCUUGUUUUAAAAGUUGACAUGACUUUUCCAUGGCUUUAUACUAGCCAUGACUUCAAUGUACUUCAGGCUGGCCUGCAGGUGCAUAUCAGAUAGGUGACACUCCAGCCUUUAUUAAAAGAGCAAUAUUUGGUUAUAUCUCUGUGGCUGUGAAGAAAUAAGAUGCUGAAGAAUCCAUGUCAUAAGCAGCAAUUGUUUGGCUAGUAAAUUGAAUGCCAUAAGACUGCUCACCUGUUUUGCACUGAAAAAAUGUUAGCCAAUAACAAAUAAUAAUUGGAGCAAGCAGUUCUUUGGAAUUCCAAUUACGUGUUCACUCAAGUUUUGGUUCAUCACUUACCUGCUUGGUUCUUGGUUGCCAGUAACUCUCUGUGAAGUCAAGAGUGAUUAAGCUAGGGACUUCAGGGGAAGUAUAAUUAGAGUAGGCCCAUCUUUAGCUAGUUGAAAAUAAUGAGACUAAAAUUGUAACUUUCAUCACUCAUGAUUUAGCGCUCUGUUUGGCUGUGACAUUUUGCCAAGUCAUUCAUUGGUAAGCAUGUAAUACAGUAGUAACCAAAAAAAAAAAAAGAUAUGCAGGGAAUACUUUCCUUGACUUCACAUGGAUAUGUGAAACUGCAGGGAAUAGCAAACCCUAUUGAAGUGAAGGAUAUCUAGCCCAAGAAUAGUGUUGGAGAACCUAGAAAAUCCCUGGAGAUGGCGUAUUUGUCAGAUGUGGAUAAAUGAAACCACAGAGACCAGUCCUGUGAAUAUGAGGGGUGGGUUAGGCUGUAUCGUAAAAAUGUAUGCCACUUUCCAAGUAUUUCUGUUACGCUGACCAUACCCAAGAAAUGGGUAUCGAAUAUUCUGUCCUUCUUCCUCUGAUUUACCAGGAGUUGGCUUGGAUUGGGAGGAGUGGAAAUGAUCCACCCUCCAUUUCUUAAUUCUUAAACUGGUGCGUCUGUGGGAAACUUCCCUAUUGUGUUCACAGCUCUGGAGUUGUUCAGAGAACAGGAAGGAAGCAGUGUUUGGUGUACUAUCACCUGUGCUUGCUUAACAUUGGAUUUCUCCCCAAGAGUCCCUGUGUGCUUGACCUUUCUAGAGGAACAUCACAGUUAUAGGAAAUGUAUAUUUCAGAUGGGUUUUACUGCAAACAGCAGGUGCUUAAAUGCAUCAGCGAACCAAUUCUAGAGCAGUUAUCUCAUGCACGGUGCCACAUGAGAUGUUCUUAUUUUCUAAAAUAGCUGCAUGAAUACACAUAUACUCUUUGCUAUUGCUGCUAAUUUUAAACCUCCAUUUGAAACAUUGCUGCUUAUCACACGUUUUCCAUCUGAGAAAUGAAAUGAAAUAGGUAACAUUCUCUUCCAUUAUAUGUAUGAAGUUAGUGACCAGAAACUGGGCUAUUUGAAAGAACAGUUGUAUGUAUUGUUUUAGCUAGAUAUUGAUGUGACUAUAAUCACUGUCUUUUGGCAAGUUUCAUGGUAUAUUUCAUCAUUUGGAUUUUACACUAAAAGCAAAAUACAAAUGUCCAUAAUUUAGCCCUUUUGGAGCAUUGGAAAACACUCUUGAGUCAUGAAGACGACAUUUGCUUAACCAAUAGGUAUUUCCAGUACUAGGUAACAAAACAAGUAACUAAUUUUCAGUGAUGGCUUAGUUACUAAAUAUGAAUAUUUUCAUUUCUGAUUUCAACAUCUUGUUUGCCGUCAGUGUCUCAUUUAAAUAUGUUCAAUUGAUAAAAUACUCUGAAGGUGUAGCUUUCCUCCUAUCACCUAACUCUGUCUGGAUAUUGUGUAGCGUGACUAAAUCACAGCAGUCCACUGCCAGUGGCAUGUCAUGUAUUUCCCUUCCAAGUUUACCUUUUCUUGCUAGCUACUGGCUUUCCUGUUUUAUUGCCUGUACUAGGGAGAAAGACAUUGUGGAGCAAUCCACAUCUACUUGGGUAAACUGUGUACUAUAUUUGCAAAGGCCAAUGAUGUCUACAUAUAUAAGAUUUUUUUAAGAAGUCUUUUUUCCUCUCAAGGCACACCUGUGUGUUUGGGCAUUUCUUGUUUUUCUAUUGUUUUUAUUUUAAUGAUUGAUGUAAGACCUGAGUCUGCAAGAAAUGUUAUUAAAUUUUUUUACAAAAAUGUUUUACUCACCUUUAUGGAAUUCGCACACUUUCAAUAAAUAUUUCAAGUGAAAA
This is a messenger RNA of Anolis sagrei ordinatus, 7195 nucleotides long. It is a transcript of the gene FAM117B, whose product is annotated as family with sequence similarity 117 member B. NCBI's taxonomy places the organism in Eukaryota, Metazoa, Chordata, Lepidosauria, Squamata, Anolidae. The record is from RefSeq and is a predicted model, not a curated record.